AUGCCCUGGACCAGACCCCAGGUGGACCUUCAUGCUGGUGGAGCAGAGGCCAUGGACCAGUACAACAUAGAAGACCACCACUAUAAGGGCUCCCUGUUCCCCACCUUCACCCUCAUCCCUAUCACUGUCAUCUGCAUCCUCAUUUUCAUUGUCGGAGUGACGGGCAACACCAUGACCAUCCUUAUCAUCCAGCACUUUAAGGACAUGAAGACCACUACCAACCUGUACCUGUCCAGCAUGGCAGUGUCUGACCUCAUCAUCUUCCUCUGCCUGCCCUUUGACCUCUACCGCCUGUGGAAAUAUGUGCCCUGGCUGUUUGGGGAAGUGGUGUGCCGCCUCUAUCACUAUAUCUUUGAGGGCUGCACCUCGGCCACCAUCCUUCACAUCACAGCCCUGAGCAUUGAGCGUUACAUGGCCAUCAGCUUCCCCCUCAGGAGCAAGGUGGUGGUGACCAGACGCAGAGUCCAGUACAUCAUCCUCGCCCUGUGGGGUUUCGCCCUGGUUUCUGCAGCUCCCACACUCUUCCUGGUUGGGGUUGAGUAUGACAAUGACACACACCCAGACUACAAUACAGGGCAGUGCAAGCACACCAGCUACGCUAUCACCUCCGGCCAGUUACACAUCAUGCUCUGGGUGUCCACCACCUACUUUUUCUGCCCAAUGCUCUGUCUUAUCUUCCUCUAUGGCUCCAUCGGGUGCAAGUUGUGGAAAAGCAAAAAUGACCUACAAGGACCCUGCGCUUUCACACGUGAAAGGUCACACAGGCAAACAGUCAAGAUCCUGGUGGUGGUGGUGCUGGCCUUCAUCAUCUGUUGGUUGCCCUAUCACAUUGGCAGGAACCUCUUUGCCCAGGUGGACGACUAUGAUACAGCCACGCUAAGCCAGAACUUCAACAUGGCUUCCAUGGUGCUCUGCUACCUCAGCGCCUCCGUCAACCCUGUCGUCUACAACCUUAUGUCUCAGAAGUACAGGGCUGCAGCCAAACGCCUCUUCCUGCUGCAUCAGAGGCCCAGACAAGCCCACCGCGGCCAGAAACCGCUCUGUGUGAUCGACCACAUCUCCACCCUGAAUGAAAGCCUGACUGGGGUCUGA
Messenger RNA from Micropterus dolomieu (smallmouth bass), 1092 nucleotides. RefSeq names its product motilin receptor (gene mlnr). Bases 1 to 1092 code for a protein of 363 amino acids. The transcript is spliced from 2 exons. NCBI's taxonomy places the organism in Eukaryota, Metazoa, Chordata, Actinopteri, Centrarchiformes, Centrarchidae. Gene Ontology annotation, molecular function: G protein-coupled peptide receptor activity. Gene Ontology annotation, biological process: G protein-coupled receptor signaling pathway. The record is from RefSeq and is a predicted model, not a curated record. Gene Ontology annotation, cellular component: plasma membrane.